AUGGCAUUUGUCAAAGAUCUCGCAACUGCCGGCAGGAGCGUAGAGAUUUGGAUGAGAGAUUUGGAGCAGAUUAUGAAGCUUUCCGUUAAAAACGCACUCCAUCAAGCAAUAACGGACUACGCCAAAUGCGAGCGAACAACGUGGGUUACAAAACAUGCUGGGCAGUGUGUGCUGAACGGUAGCCAGGUCCAUUGGACCGCCUUAGUUGAAGAUGCCAUUCAAACCGGGCAGCUUAAAAGCCUCAUGGAAGCUCGCACAAGGCAGCUACUAGACCUGGUCGCACUUGUUCGAAAGGGACUCAACUCGAUGCAGAGCAUCACCAUUGGGGCUCUUAUUGUAAUUGACGUCCACGCCAAAGACAUCGUGCAACGUCUUUGGGACGAAGAGGUGUCCAGCGUGGAAGCGUUUGAAUGGAUUGCCCAGUUGAGAUACUAUUGGAGAGAUGACAACUGCUGGACCCAGUGUGUGCAGACUGACUUCCCGUAUGGCAACGAGUACCUUGGAAAUACUUCACGGUUGGUGAUCACUCCACUAACGGACAUGGCGUAUAUGACGUUGAUGGGGGCUCAACAGCUUAACCUCGGCGGGUCACUGGCAGGCCCUGCAGGAACAGGAAAGACAGAAACCACGAAGGACUUGGCGAAAGCUUUGGCAACCCAGUGUGUCGUUUUUAACUGCUCCGAAAUGAUGGACUACAUCAUGAUAGCAAAAUUUUUCAAAGGAUUGGUUUCUUCAGGAGCAUGGUGUUGUUUUGAUGAAUUCAACCGAAUCAAUGUGGAGGUAUUGUCCGUUAUUGCGCAACAACUGAUUGUGCUGUUUGGAGCGAAAAAUCAACUUCAAGGCUACGAUACGACGUUGGAGAUUGAUUUUGAGGAUUCGCGCAUAGUGGUUGAGCCUAUAUUCAACGUAUUUAUCACCAUGAACCCUGGGUACGCCGGCAGAACGGAGCUUCCGGAUAACCUCAAAUGCCUUUUCAGGCCUAUGGCCAUGAUGGUACCAGAUUACUCGAUGAUCGCUGAAAUUAUGCUAUAUAGCUUUGGUUUCGAUCAAGCCAGGGAAUUGGCAACGAAAAUGGUUGCAACGUUCAAGUUAUCAUCAGAGCAAUUGUCAUCUCAAGAUCAUUACGACUACGGCAUGAGAGCGGUUCGAUCAGUCAUCAAUGCAGCGGGGGCAUUAAAAAGAAAACAUAGCAGUAUGGACGAACAACAAAUUCUGCUUCAAGCACUCAAAGAUGUGAACGUCCCGAAGUUCCUGUCUCACGAUCUUCCUCUGUUUGAAAAUAUUAUUGCUGAUCUGUUCCCUGGAAUCGAAAUACCCCGCUCUGAUAACCAGCUCCUUCAAGAAGCACUUGCACUUCAGUCGGAGGUGCUGAGGCUGCAGCCGGUUGAAGCCUUUAUGCUGAAAGUGAUGCAACUUUACGACACAGUUCAGGUUCGUCAUGGCAUCAUGCUUGUGGGCCCCACAGGAGGGGGCAAGACAAGCAGCUACAGACUGCUAGCUGCCGCCAUGAGCGACCUACAUAAGGUCCCCGGAUUUGCCAAGGUGCAUGUCGACGUGUUGAACCCGAAGUCCGUGACUAUUGGGCAGCUUUACGGAUGUUUUAAUGAAACAACCCAUGAAUGGACAGAUGGCUUGGCAGCGGCACUCAUUCGCCAUUCAAUUCGCGACACUUCCCCCGAUCAGCAUUGGAUCAUGUUUGAUGGUCCAGUUGACGCCCUGUGGAUUGAAAGCAUGAAUUCUGUCUUGGAUGACAACAAAAAGCUAUGUCUCAACUCCGGAGAAAUUAUUGCUCUAACGCCAAGAAUGGUAAUAAUGUUUGAGGUCGAAGACCUAUCCGUAGCAUCUCCUGCAACAGUUAGUCGCUGUGGAAUGGUGUAUAUGGAGCCAGACGUCCUUGGUUUUCGGCCACUUGUUGCUUCUUGGCUAAAGGGGCUUCCUCCAACAUUCAAAGAUGCACAUAAAACACUCAUUGAAGAACUGUGCGAUAACAUAAUCGCUGGAGGGACUGUUUUCAUCAGAAAGCAGUGCAAGGAGGUCAUAAGGACGGUGAACUCUAACCUCUGCGUGUCUUGUCUCCGAAUGCUGGGCUCCAUUUGCUCCCGCUACCGCCCAGUGGACAAGCCAGCCGAUAGUGAACAAGGAGAUGUGCUGCUUUCGCGUCUUCCUGCCGCCUUUAUUUUCAGCUUUGUUUGGUCAUUUGGGGUCGCAGUAGAUGGCCCGAGCAGGAAGAAAAUCGACGACUGGCUUCAAAACAGAGUGCGAGAGCUUGGGUUUGAUAUUGAUCUUCCAGCGGCAGACUCAAGCUUUUUCGACUUUUGCUACGAUAUCAACAGCCAUCGGUGGACCCACUGGGAAGACACAGCAUCAUCAUUCGUAGUACCAAAGGGCGCGACGUACGAGAACAUCGUAGUCCCAACAUUAGACUCCAUCCGUCUGUCUUACUCGAUCAGCACGUUGCUUCUAAACGGGCAUCCUGUCAUCUGCCCAGGGCCUACUGGAACUGGGAAGACUGUCGUUUUGACGGAGCUUCUCUUACUCUCUUUACCGGAAAAUUUUGAAGCUCAUCUCAUGAGCUUUUCUGCGCACACGCGCGUCAACCAGGUGCAGGAUCUGCUAGAAGCAAAAUUGGAGAAGAGACGAAGAGGAGUUUAUGGCCCAGCCGCCGGUAAAACGUGUAUAUUCUUUAUUGACGACUUAAACAUGCCACGGAAAGAAGAAUUCGGAGCUCAGCCUCCACUGGAACUUUUAAGGCAGUGGUUCGAUCACAAAGGCUGGUACGACCGCAAGGCUCUUGCUUUCCAGGAAGUUGUGGAUGUUGCCAUGGUUGCUGCCAUGGGUCCACCAGGAGGAGGAAGGAACGAAAUAUCUGCACGUUUGUUGAGACACUACUGUGUCCUAGCUUUCAACGAGCUCCAAAGAACUUCCAUUGCGAAAAUUUUCCAGACAUUAAACAAGUACUGCUUCCAGCAAUUUCCUCAGAAUAUUCAGGCCCUCACAGACCCACUGGUAUUCGCAACAAUUGAUCUCUAUGCAGAGGUUACCAAAGCAUUGCUUCCAACCCCAAUGAAAUCCCACUACACAUUUAACAUGCGUGAAAUAUGGAAGGUUUUUCAAGGACUUUCAUUCCUCUCGCCGAAGGUAGUAAAUGAGCCAACGGCGGUUGUUCGGUGCUGGAUUCAUGAAGCUUGCCGCGUGUUCUGCGACCGCCUAGUUGACGACGAGGACAGAAGGUGGUUCCACGAGCUUCUUCAACAGCAAGCCAAGCAAACGUUCGGUGUUGAUUUUACAGACACAAAAGAAAUUUCAUCUAUGAUAUUCGCCGACUUCGUGCAGCAUUCGUCAGACAGACAUUACUUGGAGGUCGCUUCUGCUGAAAAGCUCAAGCGCGUAGUCGAAGACUACCUUCAGGACUACAACAACACCUUUUCAGUUCCAAUGCAACUCGUGAUGUUUGGAGAUGCCUGCGGUCAUGUGACACGGAUCUGCCGUGUACUUCGGCAACCAUCAGGGCACGCUCUUCUCCUGGGAGUGAGAGGCUCAGGACGCCAAUCGCUCAGUCGCCUCGCUGCCUUCAUCAUGGAGACGGAAUGCUUCCAAAUCGACGCAUCAAAAGGUUACGGAAUUUCAGAAUGGAGAGACGACUUGAAGACGUGCUUUAUGAAAUCUGGCUUGGAGGACAAAGUGCAAACAUUUCUGUUCUGCGAUUCUCAAGUUCUGGAAGAAACUAUGUUAGAGGACAUCAACAGCGCUUUAAAUUAUGGAGAUGCUCCCAAUAUAUACAAAAAGGAAGACAACGAGGAAAUCAUGAAGGUUUGCAGAGCAUACUGCAAGCAGCUUGGCAUGGCCCCAACAAAAGGAAACGUUUUCAAUGCCUACGUAAAAAAGGUCAAGGCAAACCUUCACAUGAUUCUGGCCAUGAGCCCAUUGGGAGUGCAGUUUCGCACAUGGCUGAGAAUGUUCCCCUCUUUCACCAAUUGCUGCACCAUCAACUGGUUUUCGGAGUGGCCAGCAGAGGCCCUAGUAUCCGUUGCACACAUGCAAAUGGAGAAAAGCGAUGUGGUAGUCCAGUCGUAUGAACAGGUUCUCAAUGUUCUACAAGCCAUGCACAGUGGAGUUCAAAGCACUGCUGCACGAUACAGGGAAGAGCUUGGUCGGACUAUGUAUGCAACCCCUACGACGUUCUUGGAAAUGCUGUCAGCUUUUCUGCAACUCGUUCAAGCCAAGCAAGUUGACUUGGUAACUAUUCAAGAUAGAUUUGAAAAGGGAUUGGGGAAGCUUGAAGAGACGUCCAAGCAAGUGGCAGCUAUGCAGGCUCAGCUCCAAGAACUCCAGCCAGUCUUACAAGCUACGUCAGAAGAGGUGGGCUUGCUAUGA
Eimeria necatrix is the source of this 4374-nucleotide messenger RNA. RefSeq names its product Dynein heavy chain 1, axonemal, related, related. Gene Ontology annotation, molecular function: ATP binding; minus-end-directed microtubule motor activity; ATP hydrolysis activity. Gene Ontology annotation, cellular component: dynein complex. The record is from RefSeq and is a predicted model, not a curated record. The coding region runs from base 1 to 4374 and encodes 1457 amino acids. Gene Ontology annotation, biological process: microtubule-based movement. The transcript is spliced from 16 exons. Lineage: Eukaryota; Apicomplexa; Conoidasida; Eucoccidiorida; Eimeriidae.